CGAGUACACAGACGACCGAACAGCCCGAGAGAGGGAGAUGGAGAGAAAUGAGGUCUGAAAAGGACCAGAUGACCGUGGGCAAGGAGAAAAGCGUCGUGGAGAUACAGUUUCGGGACAUCCCGAGAGAGCAGGAAAACAUUCCCGGUAACCUCAAGCAGAAAGAAGAGAAGAAAGAGGUGUUUACUAAGGUGGUGAUUCGAAGGCUUCCACCUAACCUGUCAAAGGACCAGCUGGAGGAGCAGCUCAGUCCGCUUCCAUCCUAUGACUAUUUUGAGUUCUUUCCAGCCGAUCAAAGUCUUUAUCCCCACCUGUUCUCCAGAGCAUAUAUCAAUUUUAAAAACACUGAUGAUAUCCUGCUCUUCAGGGACCGAUUUGAUGGCUAUGUCUUCAUUGACAACAAGGGCCAAGAAUACCCUGCCGUGGUGGAGUUUGCCCCCUUCCAGAAAAUCUCCAAGAAGAAGCUAAAAAAGAAAGAUGCCAAAGCCGGGAGCAUUGAAGAAGACCCAGAAUAUAGGCGGUUCUUGGAGAAUUACUCCUGUGAUGAGGAGAAGUCUAUGGCCAACCCUGAGACUCUGCUGGGAGAGAUAGAGGCCAAGACGAGAGAGCUCAUAGCCAAACGGACAACACCCCUGUUGGAGUACAUCAAAAACAAGAAAAUCGAGAAACAGAGGAUAAGAGAGGAGAAGAGAGAGGAGAGGAGAAGAAGAGAGCUCGAAAAGAAACGGCAAAGGGAGGAGGAGAAGAGGAAGCGGCGAGAGGAGGAGAGACGCAAACGAAAAGAGGCAGAGAAGCAAAAGAAGUUGUCUGAUAAAGACAUCAAAAUCAAGCUCCUGAAGAAGAGCGACAGGGACGAUGACGUGGAUUCAGACCGAAUGAAGGACAAAGGUGACAUUGGGGAGACGGACAGAUGCAAAUGGGAGAAAACUGGAGGACAAACCAAGUCCAAGGACCCCAAAGAGAAAGGGCAGCCUGAGAGUGACAAGGAGCAGAGGGAGCAGCAUAGCCGCAGACAGAGAGACAAGGAUCACCGUGGGAAAGACGAAGAGAGGAAACGACAGAGACACCACUACGAGUUUGACAAGUUCAUGCGCCGCAAAGACGAGACCAAAUGGGGGAAGGGCUACUGCCAGGACCGAGCUAAGAAAGAGGGGCACCAUCAUGGCUACUCUUACUGUCCGGACAGUGGAGACAAACUGGGAAAGGAGGACAGGGAGGACCUGGGUAACAGGAAGGAACGCCUCCGAAACAAGGUGAGCGAGAAGGACCGCCCGGCCAUGCAGCUCUAUCAGCCUGGCGCGCGCAACAGGAAGCGCAUGAGCUCCGCAGGUAAAGGCUACGACUGCAUCCCUGUGGGCCACUCCCCAGAGCCCGGGGGGGAGCAUUGCUAUGAGGCUGUCACCCUGGCAACGGGGCUGGAGAAGAGCUUUGAGAAGGGCUUUGAGAAAAGCUUUGAGAAAAGCUUUGAGAAAAGCAAAGAUGAACAGUGAGCAGUCUGGAUGUUUAUAGAAAAUACUAAUAAUUUAUUCAGCUUAGGUUGAUGGCGACAGAUUUGACAGGUUAUCAUUGAGCUUUUUAAAAAAUAAUAUACUCCAUUGAGGGAGGAAGGCACUUCAAAAGCAAACGGUCUUUUAGUCAUUUUCGUUUCAGUAUUAGAUGUAACUGAAUUCAGAGCUUUGAAUCUUGGGUAAGGUUUUUGUUUUGCUGGAGCAUGACAUUUUUAGUAAACACUAAAUAUUUUAACUGUCUCACUGUUUAGUAUUCUUGGAAUAAACCAUGUCGAAAAUAGUAAGAACAGGGGUAAACUAGGAAAGUGCAUCUCCGUCAGAUGUGUCUGCAACCACUGCUGUUAUGCUAGAAACCACAAUUGCCCACCGUUUAGACCGCAGUUGUAUCAGACGCAAAUUUCACUUGCACGCCUCACUUAACAGUUGUGCUCUAAUUUUAAUCUAUACAGCUGUCUGCACCGGCUCUGUGCAGCGAAACUGCAGUUCACUGUGUCACGCUUCAUGUUGACUAUAGAGAGGAGAAGUCCCGCCCCUUCCGGUGGACCCCAUGGGACCUUAUUUCGGAAAAAAUAUGAACUGCAGUCAACGUAGAGAGACACAAAUAUUUUUUUUUAUCCCAUUGGAAUUGCGCCGUUAAUCACACAUAUGAUGUUUGUAAAUUUAAAAUGAAUUUUUGACUACCGUUCAUAUUUUUUCCAAAAUAAGAUCCCAUAGUGGUUCACCGGAAGGGGCAGGAUUUCACCUCUCUAUUUAACCCUUCCUCUGAACAGAAACUGAAUCAGUCCUACUGUGUGUUUAUUUCCAUUAACUGUAAGCUCUUUUAGCCAAACAUACUGUAGGACUCCCACCGGCUGCUAACAGCUAACUAGCUCUCCUCCUACCAACAUAAGUAGACGUGCUACAUUGUAGUCAGUGCUCCGUUCAGUUUUUCAUUUACUGAGCGAUAGUUAUACAUACAUACAUACAUACAUACAAACAUACAUACAUACAUACAUACAUACAUACAUACAUUUCAGCCCAGUCGCACAGCAGUUUGUGAAAUAGUCCCGAAAUUGUAAUGUAUUGAUUCGUAUACAUAGACGCAAAUUUAAGUUUUUUAAAGCACGAAAUCAAUUCGUAUGUAAUCCACGUAAUUGUGAACCAGGAAGUAUAAAGAGCGGCGAACACUGUGCAGGGAGGACGUCAGGGUAGACAGGUGGGUCAAAAAGCAGAGGACUUUUGCCCAGGAGACCGGUGUUUGUGUCCCGUGUGAAACAACAAGUCAAAGUUGAUUUAUGUGCCACGUAACUAACCAAGUAGUUAUUGUCACGGAACUUUCGUACUGAAGUUACAGCACUUCACUUACAGCACUUCACUUACCCCGAUCUUUUCCUAAACCUAACUAAGUAGUUUUGUUGCCUAAGCCUAACCAAGUUGAUCUAUUCCUAAACCUAACCGAGUAGCGUCACAUGUUGUUGAAAGUCGUGAUGAGCGUCACGAAAAAAGGGGAAAUUCGUGACCAGGUACAUGAAUCAAAUAGAUUAAACUUUGUGACUAUUUCACAAACUGCUGUGAGACUGAGUUGGACAUACAUACAUGCAACUGUCUUACCUAUGAGCGUGCAGAUCAAGAGAGGAAAAAUGUGUAAUCCGUAGCAGAAACAAGAGUCCAAACCGAAGCAGUUGUUGAUCACUUGUGGCCUCUACUGGCCACCAAAAAGUUUUUCCUAGGGUGGUGAAGGUAUGACCCCACCCUACUCUGCCUCUGAUUGGCUAGUACUCGUUGCCUUUGUUGGGUUGGUUAGGUUUAGGCAUGAGGAGUGAGAUUGGUUAGCGUAAGAAUAUCAGGGUAAGCCAAUCAGAGGCAGAGUAGGGUGGGUCAUAUCUUUGCCAUCCUAGAAAAAAAAUGGCCUAUUGGCAGUUAAGAAAGGUGCGAAGUCAAUGAAAUGUGGUUUCAAAAACUGUGAAUCCCCGCAACCACGAGAGGUCCUUGAGCAUACAGUCAUAAAUGAGCACAAAGAAUAUUAUGCUGAUGGGUUCAGUAGUAUGCAAAUUAACCGUGGACAGACAGACACAUGCACACACACACAAACGAGUACAUAAUCUCCUGGCGGAGAUAUGAAUCAUAGUUACCUUUUUGACAGCACAACAGUCCAUAUCAGACAGUUUAGUGUCAUUCCUUUUGGUCAUCAUAUUUUUGAAAUGUGUCCCUGUAAGAGGCAGCUCACCGUGUUAUCCAUCAACAAUUUCCUGGUGAAACCACGACCUCAUCCUCCGCAACAGAUCUAGUUUCUAAGCCUUUGUAGACUCUGCUGAACCUGGAUGUUUUUAAUAAUCCUAUAGAUUUUAUUGAAAUGAAAAUAUAUUGUAAGUAGAAUUUACAAACAAUGGAUGUAGAAAAUUUCACAGAUGAAAUCCUGUUUGUAUUUUUGUGUGUAAAGGUGACCGAAUGAGAGGGGAGUUACUAUUGAUAAAGAGGAUAAGGUUUCACAGUUUUUUCCAAGUUUGAAUUACAUUUGGUCCAUCUUAUUCUGAGUUGUCAUCCAACACAGACAAGAUUUUUUUUUUUUUUUGUGAGCAAAGCUUUUUACAUGAUCACCCAUGAGCCAAGAAGAACACAUUCUCUACAUAUCUAUAAAGCAUUUCCUAAAAGUAAAGUUGCAAAGUAUGAAACCAAUGAAUGAAAACAAUUAUUUUUUUAUGCUGUGCAUUGUUUUCUAUUCAUUCUGUCAAGUAAAUGUAAAUUGAAAAUCCACAAAUAUUGGUAAAGUGUGUCUGUUGAACAACAUUUGUCUAUCAUACCUCUUGUAUCAUUUAGGGUUUUUCUUCUUUAAGUUGUGAGAAAAUAAAGCUCUUGUACCGUUAAA
This is a messenger RNA of Sebastes umbrosus (honeycomb rockfish), 4350 nucleotides long. It is a transcript of the gene upf3a, whose product is annotated as UPF3A regulator of nonsense mediated mRNA decay. Gene Ontology annotation, cellular component: nucleolus; cytoplasm. Gene Ontology annotation, molecular function: telomeric repeat DNA binding. The record is from RefSeq and is a predicted model, not a curated record. NCBI's taxonomy places the organism in Eukaryota, Metazoa, Chordata, Actinopteri, Perciformes, Sebastidae. The transcript has 10 exons. Gene Ontology annotation, biological process: positive regulation of translation; nuclear-transcribed mRNA catabolic process, nonsense-mediated decay. Bases 48 to 1487 code for a protein of 479 amino acids.